Molecule: messenger RNA, 870 nt
Organism: Lactuca sativa (garden lettuce)
Lineage: Eukaryota; Viridiplantae; Streptophyta; Magnoliopsida; Asterales; Asteraceae
Product: V-type proton ATPase subunit E1
Biological process (GO): proton transmembrane transport
Cellular component (GO): proton-transporting two-sector ATPase complex, catalytic domain
Molecular function (GO): proton-transporting ATPase activity, rotational mechanism
Source: RefSeq, a predicted model, not a curated record
UCCAAUCGCCUGAGAGAUUUGUUCAUAUUAACAAGCGGGAUUGUUUGUUUUGUUUUGUUUUCGAUUUCGAAAGAGAAUUAAAGAUGAAUGACGCAGAUGUAUCCAAACAGAUACAACAGAUGGUUGCAUUCAUUCGGCAAGAAGCCGAAGAGAAAGCCAACGAGAUCUCUGUCUCCUCUGAAGAGGAAUUCAACAUUGAGAAAAUGCAAAUAGUUGACACCGAGAAAAAGAAAAUCAGACAGGACUACGAACGCAAGACAAAACAAGUGGAGGUUAAAAAGAAAAUUGAAUACUCAAUGCAGUUGAAUGCAUCCCGAAUCAAAUUUCUUCAAGCACAAGAUGAUUUGGUAACUGGGAUGAAAAAUGCUGCUGCCAAGGAGCUUCUUAAUGUUUCUCAUAACAAAAAAACAUACAAAAAGCUUAUCCAAAGCUUGAUUGUUCAGAGUCUACUAAGGCUGAGUGAGCCAGCAGUGUUGUUGAGGUGUAGGGAGGUGGAUCUUUCGCUUGUUGAGUCGACUUUAGAGGAUGCCAAAAAAGAGUAUGCCUCCAAAGCAAAAGUUCAGGCUCCAAGAAUUGACCUCGACAAAACUGUAUAUCUCCCACCACCUCCAAAUAGUUCAGACCCUCAUCGUCCUUCCUGCUGUGGAGGCGUUGUGUUAGCUUCAAUAGAUGGGAAGAUUGUUUUCGAGAACACCCUUGAUGCGCGACUAGAUCUUACUUUCAGGAAGAAGCUUCCUGAGAUUCGCAAGACCCUUUUCAAGGAAUAAGCGCGCGCAGGGCUUGAAUAUUUGGUCAUAUUUGAGGUGCAAAUAAUAUUCAAUGCAUGAGCGAGAAAGUGAUAAAUAAGCAACUUAGUGAGUUUCAUAAGAG